Neodiprion virginianus is the source of this 1532-nucleotide messenger RNA. RefSeq names its product probable G-protein coupled receptor B0563.6. Gene Ontology annotation, biological process: G protein-coupled receptor signaling pathway. The transcript has 6 exons. Bases 39 to 1337 code for a protein of 432 amino acids. The record is from RefSeq and is a predicted model, not a curated record. Lineage: Eukaryota; Metazoa; Arthropoda; Insecta; Hymenoptera; Diprionidae. Gene Ontology annotation, cellular component: membrane. Gene Ontology annotation, molecular function: G protein-coupled receptor activity.
AAAAUUAGCCGUUUGAGAUUCAUUGUCCCCAAGUGUACAUGCUGUACGAUAGACAUACGCGAAGUGCCCAAGGUUGCUUAACUACGAGGCCUCCACUUUGCUGCGAGGCGAACUGCAGCAGCGGUUCGUUUGGUGUAAACUUCACCUGGUACACUGAGAAAAAUGACGACCCAACUGACGACGAGAAUGGGAUACGAGAACGGCUGAUACACGCCAAUUGGAUAGCGUACAAAGUCGUUGCUCCGACUCUGCUCGCCGUUGGAAUAUUUGGAAACAUACUCACCCUGGUCGCACUGUCAAGCUCGUCUCUGAGAGGUGUCACAUACGUCUAUCUAACGGCACUGGCAGUUGCCGAUACUGGUGUCGUCGUUUUCUGGAUACCGAUCGCUGCGAGGCUGGGUUACGGGGUUAGCGGAUACUACGUGGCAGCCCUUUACCACGCUCACGUCGAGCUCGUUGCCGUCAACACCUUCAUGGCAUCCAGCGUGUUGAUAAUGGCCUGUUUAACCGUCGAUCGUUACCUCUCCGUGUUUUUACCCGGACGUUUGCGGGGCGGUUACAUUCGGCGCAAUUCAAACGUCGCCAUAGCGCUUUCUUUCCUCGUUGGAUUCUUGGUGAGCAUUCCUCUCGGAGCGACGAGGUUGGUCUGCGAACAACAGGACGGUCCGGACGUGACCUUCACGAUACGUGAAAACUCUUUGGUAACCGAGAGCGAUUUGUGGAUCGGGUACAUUUGGACGAACGAAGCACUGAUCAGGUUUUUGCCAGCCUCCGUCCUCGUCUUCCUUAACGGACUGAUAGUGAAAAAGUUCAUCCAGCUGACGGCUAAGCGGCGAAAGUUUCACGCCGUUUCCGACAAGUACAGAGCUUCUCACCUCGCCGAGACUUCAUCCCUUACUCGAAACCGGGGCUACAGAGAAGAGCAGCACCUGGUGAUACUCGUCACCGCCAUAGUGUUGCUAUUUUUUAUCACAACAACACCGUCGGCCUUUCUUCUCGCCUGGUAUGUCAAGAGACCAGAGUCCGAUAUGUUUUUUCAAAAAUUUCGCACCAUCGCCAACCUCGCGGAACUGAGCAACUUUGCUCUCAACUUUUACGUGUACUUGGGAUGCAGCACCGAAUUUCGUGGUGUGGUCAGACGGGUACUACAGGGACGCUGUCGCGACGAGAUUCGCGAACCACUGCAGGAAACGCCGGUUGGCGAAAUCGAGGACUUCAGUCGCCACGGUACGACGUUUCGCAUGUCUCCGGAACACACGCGACUCAAUUCUCCCGGUUCGCCUUCAAAAACAAUGCAGAAUCCUCCUGGGGAGGAUUGCGGCAAAGAUGCCCAGUGAUUCGAUGCAGCGGCCGAUUUUUUUAUCCUGCGGUUAUUUAUUCAUACAUUUUUGAAAAUAACUCGUCAUUUAUUGCGUUAUUUUAAGUAUCCAGCCCACCGAAUCAAUAUUAUGUACCUACUCUAAAUGCUUAAGUGCAAAGUUGUAAUUAUUGUAACAUCAAUUGUCAUAUUGCAACAGGAUCAAUAAAAUACA